CCCAGCAGCAGGGGGCGCUGUAGGCCGUUUCUGGUUAACUUUAAACGGACAACAUCCGCCGCGGCUGUCGGUGGUCUGGCGCUGUGAGCUUUGUUUUGAAUCCAGGAGAUAUCUACUUCUCAGCUGAUUAAAACAGGAUGGCAGAGGAGGCAGACGGUGGGGUUUCUUCACGGGCGGAGAGAAAAGCUUUAGAAAAAGCUAAAAUACUGCAACGGGAAAACGAGAGGGAGAUCUUCAGACUGGUUGGACGGGUCCUGAAGAAACCGGAGUCUGAGCGGUCAGAGGAGGAGGCGGCUGCGCUGCUGCUGCACAGAGACACUGUGGAGGAGCUCUGCAGGAGACAAGUCCGCAGAAAUGUACUCAAGAGGAAGCAGGAGGAGGUGUGUGAUGAUGCUGAUGAGCUGAAACGUAAAGUCAGGGAGCUGGCUGCAGCAGUCAAACAAGCAAAACACUUUGUGGUUUACACUGGAGCCGGGAUCAGUACGGCAGCUUCUAUCCCAGAUUACAGGGGCCCUAAUGGGGUGUGGACACAACUGCAGAAGGGCCGGACAGUCAGUUCGUCUGACCUGAGUAAAGCAGAGCCGACCUUCACGCACAUGUGCAUCAGGACGCUUUAUAAGGAAAUGAUGGUGAAGCAUGUUGUGUCUCAAAACUGUGAUGGACUUCACUUACGUAGUGGUCUUCCCAGACACGCCCUUUCUGAGCUCCAUGGAAACAUGUUUAUUGAGGUGUGUACGUCCUGUUCCCCAGUCAGGGAGUACGUGCGUUUAUUUGACGUGACCGAGCGGACAUCGCUGCACCGCCAUGGGACAGACCGCAGGUGUAGCCACUGUGGCGGUGAACUCAGGGACACAAUAGUGCACUUUGGGGAACGAGGGACCUUAGAGCAACCUCUCAACUGGAAGGGAGCCACAGAGGCUGCCAAGAAGGCGGAUGUUAUCCUCUGCUUAGGCUCCAGUCUGAAGGUGCUGAAGAAAUACGCUUGUCUGUGGUGCAUGAACAGACCAGCAAGCAAAAGGCCCAAACUCUACAUUGUCAACCUCCAGUGGACACCAAAAGAUGAUCUGGCCGUACUGAAAAUAAAUGGCAAGUGCGAUGAUGUCAUGAGCCUUCUCAUGGAGGAGCUGAACAUUCAGGUUCCUGUGUAUGACAGGGCAAAGGACCCUAUCUUCAGCCUGGCCACACCGCUGCGUCUAGAGGAGGUAAACAGCCAUACUCGUGACGUCAUAGCUCCGCCUGCUGGGCAUGAGGACUGCUCCGGUGACACUGGGGACCAGGCAGAAGCCACAGCUGUGCAGGGCGGCUGGUUUGGACGAGGCUAUGGCAAAGGAAGGAAGAAGAAAAAAGCUGCAUAAACAUGCAGACUUAGCAGAAAAAUGCUUAGUUAUGAUCAAGUAUGUUGUGAUGAAUCCCAACCUGGGAUUCAACUUUCAGUCCCAUGAUGAGUCGGACUUAAAACUUUAAGGUGCUGUUAUGUAUGUGCUGUGAUGUCUUUUGGCUACAUUGGUAACAUUCAGUCAUAUGCAGUGUGUAUGUGUGUAUGAAGGAAAGAAUGAGUUUGGAUUUGUGCCAUAUGAUAAUGGCACUUUGCAUCAUGACUUUAUUAUUUUAUACAACAUUCUGAGUGACAGCUAGAUCUGAAAGUGGCUCUUGUUAUGCUGCUGUUGUUUCUUAUGUUACUACUUUUAUGGCAGCUAAGCUAGCUUGGUUAACAUCCAAAGAAAGUUUUGAAGUCACUCCUGCAACAUAAUCCUGUCUGCUGUCCCCCUGUAUGCUCAGUAUAUCACAAACGAUCAUGUUUUUACAGCCAUGAGACUCAGAACAUAAGUGGGUUUUUUUGUGGAGUGUCACUUUAAAAUUCUAAUGUCACUUUAAAUUCUAUUUAAUGUGUACUGGAUUAUUGUUUUUACCAAGAUGGUAAUGGGUGCACUGCAGUAAGCAAUUCAAUGUGCAUUAGCUAGAUGUAAAUGGCCAUUAAAAUACUGGUGCCUGAAGUGUUAGAUAGGUGUUAUUGUGCAGUUUUAUAAGUGGCAAAUAACAGCAGCAAACCAACAGCCAAUUUUCAAGUUCUGUGCUGCCAAUUUUUACAGAGAAGAGAUUUUAAAAGGUUCAGGAGGUCAAACAUUUGCUACAUGUAGUGUUCAGAGUAAAUUAUAUUUUUGUAGACUAUUUCAGAUGUUAAUGACUUGAACUGUUGAAUGUACCUUUUCCAACAGAGCUCAUUUGUGUUGAUCGUGACUGAAAAGGUAUUUUGGUUUACUUAAAUGAUUUCCUGACCUCACAGUUGACCUUCACUCUGCUGUCACCUACCCUCAGGUUUGCAGGCCACGCAGUACAGCUGCUACCUUGGUUUACUGAAGUUGUUGAUUCUGUGUUUACAUUUUUAUUUUUAUUUUUUUUUUCUGCAGUCAAUGCAGAGACUCUGCUGCUGUCACUCCUUUUGUUCCAGCAGUGUAAGAAGGAAAGCUGAUUUUGAAUUUUGACUUGAAUUUUGAUCAGUUGUUGGUUUGUAUCAUGUUAAGUUACUGUUUACUUAGGAGAUAGGAAAUGACCAAAUAGGUAUCUGUUCAUUUGUUUCAGGAAGAUUCAGUCGUAUUAAUAAUCGCAUCAUGUACCAUAAAGUGUCAGAGGUUAUGAAAGGCCAAACUAGCCGUGGUGAGCUAGUGUCCAGCAUUCCUAAAACUCCCACCAGUGCUAAAACUGGAUGUGAAGACUCAUUACUUUCCUCGGUGUUUUGCUAAAAAGAAAAAUGCUAUAUUUGUGAGACAAUAAAGUGUUCCUCAUGAUAAUCUGUA
Messenger RNA from Thunnus maccoyii (southern bluefin tuna), 2795 nucleotides. It is a transcript of the gene sirt7, whose product is annotated as sirtuin 7. Gene Ontology annotation, molecular function: NAD+ binding. The transcript is spliced from 10 exons. Lineage: Eukaryota; Metazoa; Chordata; Actinopteri; Scombriformes; Scombridae. The record is from RefSeq and is a predicted model, not a curated record. Bases 138 to 1355 code for a protein of 405 amino acids.